Messenger RNA from Bemisia tabaci, 1117 nucleotides. RefSeq names its product oxysterol-binding protein-related protein 11. Gene Ontology annotation, molecular function: sterol binding. The record is from RefSeq and is a predicted model, not a curated record. Gene Ontology annotation, cellular component: membrane; cytosol. NCBI's taxonomy places the organism in Eukaryota, Metazoa, Arthropoda, Insecta, Hemiptera, Aleyrodidae.
AACUUUCCUUAUCAGAAACGCGAGUGAUAUUUACUCAAUUAUCUCAGAUUUCUACCUCUAAUUCUGUUGUUUAGAUCAAUUUUUAGUAAGUCCUUUUUGCCUGGUUACCGAAAAAAAGGCAAAAGCAUUCUCAGAAAAUGUGUUUUAAACAUGUUGAAUAGGAAAAAAAGAAGAUCCAAGAAGAAAGCCUACAAUUCUUCGCAAUUUUAUGAUUCUCAGAUUGACAGUACAGACUCUUCCUUCAAAAUGUCUGAUCCAAAUGACAUGUGCCAAGCAUUUGAAGGCCAACUUUACAAGUAUACGAAUGUAAUGAAAGGUUACCAAUACAGGUGGUUCAUCUUGGAUCCGAAAAAAGGAGUUCUAAACUACUAUCUGAAUGAAAGUGAAACAAAACAACAGCCUCGAGGUUCCAUAAAUCUCCUUGCAGCUGUCAUAUCACCUAGUGAUGAAGACUCGCACACUUUCACCGUGAACUCAAUCAAUGGAGAGUCUUUCAAGCUGAAAGCAUCAGAUGCCAGAGCUCGUCAAGAGUGGGUGAAUAAGUUACGAGCUGCGGUUGAAUUGCAUGCAGUUGCAAUCGCUCAGAAAAAUCCACCGCUGACCACCCGAGAUCCUUUCAUUGGCUAUCGCAGUCAAAGUUCAGGUGUUCUAUCCGGAUCCUCCUCUAGUCCUUGUUCCGUCGCAAUUGCUGAUGCAUUCAACAGUGUUCGCGAACACCUUAGUCAAGUUGAGUUCAGCAAUGAGUCUCUCAUCAAAGCAAUAGAAGAGCUUCCAGCAAAUGGAUCAUCUUUAAAACAUGUUGACACAGAUCUACUGUUGCUGAAAGCUGCUUCUCAAGCGAUGUGUUCAUCAUUAAACGAAUGCACGAUGAUCCUACAACAGUCAAUUUACCCCUUCCCAAAUAGUCAAUAUCCAACAUUAAGUAGAAAUACCAUGUCCUCUAUUUCUCAAAGGAAAAGGUAAUACUGUAAUGCUUAGGUUCUCUCAUGAUUCCUUUCACUUUCCCUCCUCCUUGUAAUUUUAAAUGAACAGACCGAAAAUGUCAUUUGUACAUUUUUUUUAAAAUUUUCUUUUUUUUGUUUUAAUAAAGUUUUUCAUUCGCUGCUUCUUUGAAAAA